Molecule: messenger RNA, 955 nt
Organism: Hordeum vulgare subsp. vulgare (domesticated barley)
Lineage: Eukaryota; Viridiplantae; Streptophyta; Magnoliopsida; Poales; Poaceae
Product: upstream activation factor subunit spp27-like
Exons: 2
Coding region: 145-594 (149 amino acids)
Cellular component (GO): nucleus
Source: RefSeq, a predicted model, not a curated record
GACCAAAAGGCUGCAAAUACAAAAUGUGCUCCAUGCCUUCCCCCAAACCCUAAACCUCCGAAAACCCUCCGCCGUCCCCGUCCCCACACCCUCACUCCCCGCCGAAGCGGAGCGCGGAGAGACCCACCCACCCAUCCCACGGCGAUGUCGACGGCGGCGUACACGGUGCUCCGCGGGUGCCGGUCCUUCAUGUCCUCCGCGGCGGCGGCGGCUGCCGCGGGGAGCAAGAAGCCCGCAGCGGCGGCGGCGGCGGCGGCGGCGGCGAAGGGGGGCAAGAAGUCCGCAACGGCCGCCGCGAAACCCAAGGCGGCCAAGGAGAAGGGCCCGGUGGAUCCGAACAACCUCCGCGGGAUCAUGCGGCCGGUGCCGGUCUCCGACGCCCUGAGCAAGUUCGGCGGCGCCCCCAACAUCUCCCGCUCCGGCGUCCUCAAGAUCGUCUGGGACUACGUCAAGGCCAACUCCCUCCAGAACCCAGCGAACAAGAAGGAGAUCAUCUGCGACGAGAAGCUCAAAACCAUCUUUGAUGGGAGGAACACGGUUCAUAUGACGGAGGUCACCAAGCUGUUGUCCCCUCAUUUCGUGAAGUCUACCUAACUAAAGCAGCCGAAUGGGGGGUUGGCGCUGGUGCUUUCUGCCCAGAGCCAGCGCUGGAAAAGCUUAUUUUGCGACCCCUGUCAAGUCAAUGUUCUACUAGGUAGUUAAGUAGUCAUGGCUUCAGACUUUGUUUGCCAUUUAAGGUUUGGGGCUCGGUGAUGAUGCAUGUAAGAAGGAUUCCCUGUGUUUUGUGGUUUGUAGCUCCUGCCAUCAUGAGAGGGCACCCACAUACACAUGCAUGUUGAUGUGGUUUCAGUGUGUUUAGUCUGUUAAUUCCACUUUGUCCUAGUCAUAUAUAUCAUGCUGGUCUCUUGGUUGCAGUGGAUGGUGAAUUUGUGAUAAUAAGCAGGUUGUGGUCAAA